AUGGCACAUUUUGGAGAGAUUCUGAAGAGCACUGGAGAGUUUGGAUUGUUUCAGAAGAUCACUCUUCUGGCUCUCUGCAUCCCAAAUAUCAUUCUGCCUUUUAACUUUGCCAGUGUGUUUUUCAUCCAGUCCGAUCCAGAGCGACACUGUGACACGGACUGGAUCCUUCGGGCGGACUCCAACCUGACCUCAGGUGAGCAGCUGAACCUGACUCUGCCCCGCGAGGAGGACGGGGCCUUCAGCCGGUGUCGGAUGUUCGUCCCGGUGGAUUGGGACAUCGGCGCCAUCAGGGAGUACGGACUCAAUGAGACCACAGGGUGCCGGGACGGAUGGGUGUACUACGACACGCUGUACGACGCCACCAUAGUCACUGACUAUGAUCUAGUUUGUGAGCAGGCUAAUUUGUUGGAAGUGGCCCAGGCGGUGCUGAUGGCUGGCAUUCUCUUUGGUUGUCUCUUAUUUGGACCUUUUGCUGAAUCGUUCGGUCGUAAACGGGCAGCUCAGAUUUCCGUCAUUUUGCUGGCGAUAUUUUCUCUCACAUCUGGAUUAAGUCCCAAUUUCUAUUUCUAUUUGGUAUCCCAGUUCAUGGCGGGAAUUGGCCAAGGAGGUUUCCGACUGAACGCUGUCAUAUUGGCCACUGAGUGGAUCGGGCCUUCCAAAAGAUCGUGGGGAGCUUGUGUGGCUCAGCUGUUCGGUGCCGGUGGCAACGCCAUCCUGGCUGGCGUGAUCUACUUCAUCAGAGACUGGAGGCUGGCUCAGAUGAUCACAGCAGCUCAACUUGCAGUUGUUGCUAUUUACAUAUGGUUUAUUCCAGAGUCAGCCAGGUGGCUGUUGGACAGAGGGAGGACAGAGGAGGCUAAACAGCUGAUCAUCAAAGUGGCCGCCAUCAACAAACGCACUGUUCCAGACUCUCUGCUGGAAAAGAUUGUUAAGAAAGAAACUGAGAACAAGGAAGGCAUAGUAACACUUAUCCAAUCCUCUGUGCUUAGGAAGUAUUUCUUUACCUUAAUAUUGGCAUGGUUCUCAUCGAAUCUCACCUACUACUGCCUUUCUUUCAAUGUGGGGAAUCUCGGCUUGGACAUCUUCCUGACGCAGCUCAUGUUCGGUCUGACUGAACUACCAGCUCACGUACUUUGCAUCUGGCUGCUGGAGGCAGUGGGCAGAAAAGUGUCUCUGAUAGCCACUCUCCUGAUUGGAGGAUUCUUGUGUGUCCUAAUCCUCGCUGUUCCCCAAGGUGACGCUGUUGCUGUGACCACCUUAGCAAUCUCAGGACGCUUUUUCAUAAACUGGGCCGGAUCCAUAUGCAACGUGUAUGCUCAGGAGCUGUUCCCCACGUCUUUUCGACAAACGGCCUCUGGUUUGGGCUCCAUAGCCAGCAGAGCUGGCGGCUUGCUGGCCCCGUUGCUCAACAUCUUGGCCGUGUACCACUGGUCCAUACCCACCAUCGUCUUCAGCAGCCUCACGCUGACUAGCGGGGCUCUCAGCUUCCUGCUCCCCGAGACCAGGAGGAAAGAGCUUCCUGAUUCAACCCGUGAGGCCGAGGGCAACAGAAAAAAGAACUCCCUGAAGAACCACAGUGAAUCAGACACGCCUGCACAAAGGGAGCUAACUCAGCUCAACAUGGCAGAUUUUGGAGAGAUCCUGAGGAACAUUGGAGAAUUUGGGUUAUUCCAGCAGGUCACUCUGAUUGCACUUUGCUUCAUCAAAUUAAUUCAGCCUUUUGUUUUUGCAAGUUUCCUUUUCAUCCAGUCCGAUCCAGAGCGACACUGUGACACAGACUGGAUCCUUCGGGCGGACUCCAACCUGACCUCAGGUGAGCAGCUGAACCUGACUCUGCCCCGCGAGGAGGACGGGGCCUUCAGCCGGUGUCGGAUGUUUGUCCCGGUGGAUUGGGACAUCGGCGCCAUCAGGGAGUACGGACUCAACGAGACCACAGGGUGCCGGGAUGGAUGGGUGUACUACAACACGCUGUACGAUACCACCAUAGUCACUGAUUUUGAUCUAGUUUGUGACCAGGCUAACAUGGUGGAAGUGGCACAAGCAGUGUUCAUGGCCGGUAUUCUCGUUGGUUCUAUCAUAUUUGGACCUUUGGCUGAAUCGUUUGGUCGCAAACGAGCAGUUCAAAUUACAACAGUUUUCUUGUUCUCGUUUACCGUGACAACAGCACUAUGCCCCAAUGUCUACUUAUACUUAGCAUCCAUGUUCAUGGUAGGAAUUGGAGGUGGAGGCUAUCGAAUCAACUCCAUUAUAUUAGCCACUGAGUGGAUCGGGCCUUCCAAACGGUCGUGGGGAGCUUGUGUGUCUCAGCUGUUUGCGGCAGUGGGACAGUGCGUCCUCGCUGGUCUGAUCUACUUCAUCAGAGACUGGAGGCUGGCUCAGCUCAUCACAGCAGCUCCAAUUGCAGUGGCUGUUAUCUACAUAUGGUUCAUUCCAGAGUCAGCCAGAUGGCUGCUGAGCAGAGGAAGGACAGAAGAGGCCAAGCAGCUGAUUGUCAAGGCAGCCGCCAUCAACAAACGCACUGUUCCAGACUCUCUUCUAAACAAUAUUGCUGUGAAAGAUGUUGGGAACAAACCAGGAAUUAGAGUUAUUUUCAGAUCACCUGUACUGACCAAAUAUUUAUUCAUCAUAACAUUUUCAUGGUUUUCACUGAGCCUUGCCAUCUUCUGUGUGUACUUCAAUAUUGGAAACUUUGGCUUAAGUAUCUUUUUGACACAGCUGUUGUUUGGUGUUGUUGAAAUACCAGCUCAUAUACUGUGUAUGUGGCUGCUGGAGGUUUUUGGCAGAAAAAUAUUAUUUGUAGCAGCACUUCUGUCUGGAGGACUCUCUUGCAUACUUAUCCUGGCUGUUCCUCAAGGAAGUGACAUUGCUCUUACGUCCUUAGUCGUUGCAGCACGCUUCUUCCUGCUCUCGAGUAGUUCCAUAUGUAAUGUUUAUAUUCAGGAGUUGUUUCCAACAUCUGUUAGACAAACAGCCACAGCUUUAGGAGCCAUAUCAGGAAGAGUCGGUGGAUUACUGGCACCGCUGCUUAACAUCUUGGCUGUGUACCACUGGGCCAUACCCACCAUAGUCUUCAGCAGCUUAACACUGGUCAGUGGAGCCCUCUGCCUCCUGCUUCCUGAGACCAAGAGCAAAGACCUUCCAGAGUCAGCCGACGGGGCCGAGGAUAACAGAGACGGGACCUGCACAAACAAAAUCAGAUGUUCAAAUUCGGAAUCAACCAAGCUGUAGACAUGUUUAAAAUCUAUAAAGUAUUUACUUCAAGUCAUCACAAAACAGAAAAGUAGCUGUAGAAGUUAUAGUGUUGCACGCACAAAGGUCCCUUGCCUUCAGCUUGUUUUCACUACUUUAUUUGUCCAUAGACGAGUUGUAAUGAUGCCGUUAAUGAUGACCUACAUUGUUGUGAGUUAUUUUAACACUUCAUACGUAUACAUGAUACCAAUCAUGUGUUCAUAAUUUAAGCAUUAAGAAUGCCUCUAUGUAUGUGAAUAAUGUCUCUAAAAAUAAAGCAAACUGCCUUUACAAGGUGAAUAUACAGAA
This is a messenger RNA of Pseudoliparis swirei, 3537 nucleotides long. RefSeq lists its product as uncharacterized. Lineage: Eukaryota; Metazoa; Chordata; Actinopteri; Perciformes; Liparidae. Bases 1 to 3228 code for a protein of 1075 amino acids. The transcript is spliced from 20 exons. The record is from RefSeq and is a predicted model, not a curated record. Gene Ontology annotation, molecular function: transmembrane transporter activity. Gene Ontology annotation, cellular component: membrane. Gene Ontology annotation, biological process: transmembrane transport.